AUGGUUUCAAUAAAUGAUGAUAUGGUAAAACGAUUAGAAGCACGUAGUUAUGAUAUUUUUCAAGAACCAUUAACACCUCUUACGCCUAUUUGUAUUCAUGAUCAAAAGUCAAUUAUUUCAUUAGAACAAGCAGUUGAACCAUUAAUAUCUAUUUUACCAAAUCUUCAAACAUUUGUUUCAAUUGCUAAGGAAAAAUGUGAAAAUCCAUCUGAUGGAUUAACACAAGAUGAAUCUGCAUCAAUAAUGCUUUAUUCAAUGGAUUGGCAACCAAUGGAACAAUGUUUAUAUUAUGUUCUUAAUGCAAUACUUCGUUGUAAUGAUAGAGAAAAAUUAAAACCUUGGCUUUUAUAUUUAACAUUAUUUAUUCGAGCACUUUCUCGUCUACCAUCGAUAUCUGUUAUUGUCUAUCGACAAGUUCAAAUUGGUUUAACUGAACGAUAUCCAAUAGAAAAAACAUUUAUAUGGUGGACUUUUUCAUUAUGUACAUUAUCUCUUGAUAUCUUUCAAUCAAAUGAAUAUUUAAAUAAAACAAAUACACAAACUAUAUUUACUAUUGAAUCUCAUUCAGGAAAAGAUAUUCGAAAACAUUCAUUUUAUUCAAAUGAAGAUCAAAUACUUUUAAUGGCUGCAUCAGAAUUUAAAGUUAUAUCAUCUAUUAAACAAAGUGAUAAUCAAUAUAUAAUUUAUUUAAAAGAAAUUCAAUCAAAUAAUUCUCUUUUACAAUAUUCUAAUAUAUCAAAUGAACAAGAAAUAUUAUCUGCAAGUCUUCUUUUAAAUAUAUCAAAUACAAAUAUUCAAUCAAGAUCAAGAAUUGAAACAAUGCAAAAAUAUAUUAAUCGUAUAUUAAAAAUUCAAAAUAAAAUUGAACAAUAUGCAAAAUAUUCAUCAAUUGAAUUAAUAAAUGAAAAUCUUGAUGAUCAAGAUAUUUCAUUUAUUAUUCAACAUGCUAUUAUUAAAAAACAAUGUACUGUUCUUAGAUUAGACAAUAACUAUAUUACAUCAGAGGGUAUAACAAUUUUAGUUAAUUCAUUAUAUAAUAAUAAUACAUUAAUUGAAUUAAAUCUUUAUUCAAAUCGUCUUUAUGAUAAAGGUCUUUAUCCAUUUGUUAAACUUUUAUCUGAUAAUUAUUCAGUUCUUCAAAAACUUCAUCUUGGUUCAAAUAGAAUAUCAAAUGAAGGUGUUCAAUUAUUAGCUGAAAUCCUUAAAACAAAUACAACAUUAACUGUACUUUGUUUAGAUUCUAAUCGUAUAAGUGAUGAAGGUGUUCAUUUCUUAGCUAAUACACUUAUUCAUCAUAAUAAAACUCUUCAAGAAUUAUCUCUUAAGGGAAGUAAAUUUAUAACAAGUUUAAGUGUUCCAUAUUUUAUUGAUAUAUUACAAAAUAAUCAAUCAUUAACACGAUUUGAUAUAUCCAAUUGUAGUUUAACAAAAGAAGAUAAUCAACGUCUCCAAAAUAUGUCAAAUGGAAAUGAACAUUUUAUACUUCUACAUGAUACAGAAGAGGCUGAUUGUGUUAUUUUCUAA
Messenger RNA from Rotaria sordida, 1524 nucleotides. Lineage: Eukaryota; Metazoa; Rotifera; Eurotatoria; Philodinida; Philodinidae. The record is from the annotation of a GenBank genome assembly.